Trichoderma gamsii is the source of this 1881-nucleotide messenger RNA. RefSeq names its product peptidylprolyl isomerase. The record is from RefSeq and is a predicted model, not a curated record. Bases 1 to 1881 code for a protein of 626 amino acids. The transcript has 3 exons. Gene Ontology annotation, biological process: protein folding; protein peptidyl-prolyl isomerization. Gene Ontology annotation, molecular function: protein binding; peptidyl-prolyl cis-trans isomerase activity. Lineage: Eukaryota; Fungi; Ascomycota; Sordariomycetes; Hypocreales; Hypocreaceae.
AUGGCGGACGCUGCAGCUGAAGAUGACAGCCGCGCGCAGAAACGCAGCCAUGCAGAGUAUGCACAGCAGGAUGAUUCAGAUUCUUCAUCCGACGAUGAUAUGGGACCGCAGCUUCCCACCGAGGCCCCUAAGAAAAAGCGCCGCGUCCUGCCUUACGAAAAGCUAUACAUCUCUGCGCUACCCAAGUCCGCUCGAUAUUCGAAGUCAUUGAUGCACAAGGAGCAGGUGCUCUUCACUACAUGGACCCCUCUGACCGAGUUCCUAAUAACAUCGUCUACCGAUGGCGUUGUCAAGUUCUGGAAGAAGAUUGGAGAAGGCAUUGAAUUUGUGAAGCAGUUCAAGGCGCACAAUGGCAUGAUCACGUCAGUCUCGGUCAGUCGAGACGGACGAAGCUUUGCAACCGCCGGCGACGACGAAACGAUCAAGAUUUUCGACGUCAUCACGUUUGACCUGCUUUCGAUGAUUACCUUGAAAUAUGUACCCAAGUGCGUCUGCUGGGUUCACAAAAAGGGAGCCUCGUUUCCUCUAUUAGCUGUGUCGGAGGAAGCCAAGCCAUUGAUCCACCUGUACGACGGCCGCGGUGAACGAGAAGACGCGAUUCAUACCAUCAAAGGCUUGCAUAGAAGCCCGGUACAUCUAAUGGCGUAUAAUGACGAGUACGACUGCGUUGUCUCAGCGGACGAGAACGGCAUGAUCGAAUACUGGCAGCCUAGCGACAACUACGAGAAGCCAAGCAGCGUCUUCGAGUACAAGAGCUCAACGAAUCUUUUUGACUUCAAAAAGGCCAAGUCCGUACCAACAUGCCUUACAAUAUCACCAAACGGGAAAAGCUUAGCCGCCUUCUCAUUGCCAGAUCGCAAAAUUCGAAUCUUUGACUUUGCAUCGGCCAAAUUGCAAAAAACUUACGAUGAAUCGCUCGAAGUGGCCGAGGAUAUGCAACGGUCGGGCAUUUCGGCACAAAAGAUUGACAAUGUGGAGUUUGGUAGACGCUUGGCUCAAGAGCGAGAGAUUGAAUCACAGACUCUGAAAAAUAAGUCGAAUAUCAUAUUUGACGAAUCGGGGAACUUUAUCCUCUAUGGUACCAUGGUUGGGAUCAAAGUUCUUAACACAUUUACAAACCAAGUCGUCAAAGUGUAUGGCAAGGAUGAAAACUUUCGUGCUGUGAAUCUGGGCAUGUACCAGGGGCAGCCACAGAAGAAGGGAAUAGUGUCUGUGGAGAUGGGUGCUUCAAGCAACCCUCUUCUACAAGAAUCAGAAGCUCGGGAUCCGAUUCUUAUCGCUACAGGUGUGGGCAAACUCCGAUUCUACAUGUUCACGAAUGAAGAAGAGAUUAGUAAGUCGACACGAGACGUUCAAAACGAGAAGCCCACUGUGCUAGGAGGCAAGGACAAAGCGCAAGCUGCCAAAAAGGCAGAAACAGGAAACGCUGCCAUCCUGCAUACUACAUAUGGUGAUAUUCAUAUUCGUCUAUUCCCCGACGCUGCGCCCAAGGCGGUGGAGAACUUUGUUACACACGCAAAGCGCGGGUACUACAACAACACAAUAUUCCAUCGUGUGAUACGCAAGUUUAUGAUACAAGGAGGUGACCCCCUUGGCGAUGGCACCGGCGGUGAGAGUAUCUGGGGACGAGACUUUGAGGAUGAGUUUAGCAGCUUGAAACACGACAAGCCGUACACAGUGAGCAUGGCGAAUGCAGGCCCGAAUACGAAUGCCAGUCAGUUCUUUAUUACGACGGAGAAGACACCGUGGUUGGAUGGGAAGCACACAAUUUUCGGGCGUGCGACGCAAGGCUUGGAUGUGAUUCAUAAAAUCGAGAAUACGAGGACGCACAAGGAGAAACCGGAGGAAGAUAUCAAGAUUCUCAACAUUGAUGUUAUGUGA